CCAACCUCUUGUGAUUGGAUGAUCCAGAUGAUUGAACAAAAAAAUCUAAAUGUUCGAGUCACCACCAUGGACGCUGAGCUGGAGUUUGCCAUCCUACCCAGCACCACCGGAAAGCAGCUCUUUGACCAGAUUGUGAAGACGAUCGGGCUGAGGGAGACCUGGUUCUUUGGCCUACAGUACCAGGACAGUAAAGGCUUCUCCACUUGGCUCAAACUCAACAAGAGGGUUACGGCCCAGGACGUAAGGAGAGAGAGCCCUCUUCUGAUCAAGUUCAGAGCCAAGUUCUACCCUGAGGACGUUGCAGAGGAGCUAAUCCAGGAGGCCACGCAGCGACUCUUCUUCCUUCAGGUGAAGGAGGGCAUCCUGAACGAUGACAUCUACUGUCCCCCCGAGACGGCAGUGCUGCUGGCCUCCUACGCCGUCCAGACCAAGCAUGGAGACUACCGGAAGGACUACCACGUCUCUGGAUACCUCACCCGAGACAAGCUGCUACCACAGAGAGUUCUGGAGCAGCACAAGCUGAACAAGGACGAAUGGGAGGAGAGGAUCCAGGUGUGGCACCAGGAGCACAAGGGAGUGCUGAGGGAGGACGCCAUGGUGGAGUACCUGAAGAUAGCUCAGGACCUGGAGAUGUAUGGGGUGAACUAUUUCAGCAUCAAGAACAAGAAAGGCUCAGAGCUGUGGCUGGGAGUGGACGCCCUGGGCCUCAACAUCUACGAGAAGACCGACAAGAUGACCCCCAAGAUUGGCUUCCCUUGGAGUGAGAUCCGGAACAUCUCCUUUAACGACAAGAAGUUUGUCAUUAAGCCCAUCGACAAGAAAGCCCCGGACUUUGUGUUCUACGCUCCUCGUCUGCGGAUCAACAAGCGCAUCCUGGCGCUGUGUAUGGGGAACCACGACCUGUACAUGAGGAGGAGGAAGCCCGACACUAUAGAGGUGCAGCAGAUGAAGGCCCAGGCCCGCGAGGAGAAGAACAAGAGACAGAUGGAGAGAGCCCUGCUGGACAGUGAAAAGAAAAAGCGGGAGAAUGCUGAGAAGGAGACGGAGAAGAUCGCCAUGGAGACCAUGGAGCUGAUGCAGAGACUGAGAGUGAUCGAGGAGCAGACCAAGAGAGCCCAGGACGAGCUGGAGGAGCAGACCCGCCGGGCCCUGGAGCUGGAGAGGGAGAGGACGUUUGCCCAGGAGGAGGCUGAGAGGCUGGAGAAGGACCGUCGGGCCGCAGAGGACGCCAAGGCUUCCCUCCUGCAGCAGUCAGAGAGCCAGGCCACUGAGCUGGCCGAGCUGACCUCUAAGAUCUCCCGCCUGGAAGAUGCCAAGAAGAAGAAGGAGGAUGAGGCAAAGAAAUGGCAGAAAAGGGCAGUCAUGGUGGAGGUAGAUCUGGAGCGGACCAAAGAGGAGCUGAAGACUAAAGUGAUCGGCGUCCACAUCCAGGACUCCCACGUGCACGAGCACGACGAGACGGACGAGAGCAGCGCCGAGGCCAGCGCCGAGCUGACCGCGCCGGGGACGCUGCGAGACCGCAGCGAGGAGGAGCGGGUGACGGAGGCCCAGAAGAACGAGAGGCUACAGAAGAGGCUGAAGGCCCUGAGCUCAGAGCUUUCCAGCACCCGGGACGAGAGCAAGAAGACGCCCAACGACCUGAUCCACGCCGAGAACGUGAAGGCAGGCCGCGACAAAUACAAGACCCUGCGCAAGAUCCGCCAAGGCAACACCAAACAGCGUAUCGACGAGUUUGAGUCCAUGUGAGAGGUACAGAAGGAGAGAGAGAGAGGAAGAGAGAGUGUGAGAGAGAGAGAGAGAGAGAGAGAGAGAGAGAGAGAGAGAGAGCUAUGUGUAGAGACCAACGUGUCAUUAGAUUGUGUUCUGUCUUUGUAAACUGAUGAGGCAGGCACAGUCUUAGUAAUGUCACAGGCUGAAUUAUAAUAUAACGACACUUGUAUAUUCUAUUCAAUUACACAUGUAUUUCCCACUAUGUCACAAGUGAAUAACUUACUGACCUACUGAUCUUAGUGAAGCAUUUAUAUGAAGUGGGAUUAGCGAGAGGCAACCUGGGCUUUGUUUGUGUCCUGAAAAUAGAUAUCCACUGACUAACAACAUGCCUUCACUGUAUACUGUAAUGAAUACUGUACAUCUUUGUUGUGUGCAAUGUCUCAUGAGCAAUCAAACCAUCAGUCCCUGGAAGUAAGUCAAGUCUUUGGUGUGGACUUGGAUUUGCAGUUUGUGUUUUUGAAAUCUAGAAAUUGACAAUGAUUGCAAAUAGCGUAGAACAUGUUAUUGUACCUUCAUUUAUUAGCAAGUCUGGAAAAAGAAGAGUCAUAGGAUUGCUAAUCACAUUAUUCUUGAUUGAGGCUUUGUUAAAAUAAUGUCCAAAAUGUAGGUACUGUAUAAUCCUUUAGUAUGUGCUGUUGCUUUGCUCAAGUUUAAAUAAAUUAAAUAUUAUUCACCAA
This is a messenger RNA of Hypomesus transpacificus, 2447 nucleotides long. RefSeq names its product moesin-like. NCBI's taxonomy places the organism in Eukaryota, Metazoa, Chordata, Actinopteri, Osmeriformes, Osmeridae. Gene Ontology annotation, biological process: regulation of organelle assembly; positive regulation of protein localization to early endosome; regulation of cell shape. Gene Ontology annotation, cellular component: cytoskeleton; plasma membrane; microvillus. The transcript has 14 exons. The record is from RefSeq and is a predicted model, not a curated record. Gene Ontology annotation, molecular function: actin binding; cell adhesion molecule binding. Bases 19 to 1746 code for a protein of 575 amino acids.